CAGCGAUAUCCCUCCGCACAUUCCACAGACGAAAGGCACGGCACGACCAAUUAGGCCUUAGGGUUGGAAAAAUGACACAGAAAAUAUGUAAGGUCUUCGAACCUUUCACAUUUUUACUUUACAGUUCUCCGUUUUUUUACACGCUAUUUUGAAUCGAAUAAACGUCACUUCUUUGAUAUGUCGUCAUGUGCGUGCCAUAAAUCAUAAGCUAUUAUAAACAAAUGAGAAACAAUUUUAUUCAUGACUGCGUUUUACUUUCUUUAGAAUUUGUUGUCUUAUUUACAGACAGUCGGCUCAUACAUAUUUAUUAAAUAAACCGCUCGUUUGGACCCCUUGGACUAAUAUAAAAUGUAGCUAUAUGUGUUUUUUUUUUAUUGUAAUCAUUUGAUAAAUGUGUGCGAUUAUGUCAAGGUUGUUUGUGUAAGUCCAAACAGUGGGCUGAACCAAUGGGCACAGUCUGUUUAAGAAGUUGGGCCGUGUGACGAAAUAGUGGGAUGCGAUUCAUGCGCGCUGCCCUGGGGAAAGGUGUUCCGGUCGGGAAAAAGCCACAGAAGAAGAAGAAAGGGGGAGGAAGGAAAAAAUUGGAAAGAAAGAAACUGUACGUUGAACAUUUCGGCGCAGUUUUCCGAAGUAGAGUGCGCAGUCUGUGUUUAUCUCUGCGAAUAUGUUUGGGUGAACGAUACGCGAACUUCCUCCCUUCGACUCCCUGCAGCUGGUUUUUAUUGUUACACGCUGUUGAAGACUUCCACUUCUGUGGAAUAAUGGUCAUUUUCUUUCAAACUGGACUGGGCAAAGUGGAAAUCCUGUGGGACAACAUAAGGCUUUGAUCUUCUUUGUACUUUUUUUGCAAGGGAAUAAACGCUUUUGGUUUAUCGGACACGGACGGCUCAUUUAUCUGCACAGAGAAACGGUUUCAAACGUACCUUUUUUGAAAGCCGCUAGUUGAGUCAGAGAGGGGCCGUGUUGUACCCCUUAACCUGUGUGUUUAACUCAAACGUAAUCAAAGGAACCCGCGUUGGAAUUUAUUCAGCGUUUAAACUCUGUUCUUAUUUUUUAAACAACCGGCAGCGCGUUUAGAUAACUCCAUAGAGACAAAGAACCAAGUGGUAAUUAUAAGACUUGCAAGUGUUUCCGACAACACUGGCCAGUGGAUCAGUCUUGCGGAUAUGACUGCGCGACUCGACGUUUGAAUGGAUCAGUUUUGGGCGAGCCUGGGACCAAAAUUAAAGACUUUCUGAAAGACUGAUGGUAGUUUUCACACGUUCAUUUGCUCACUGCCGAGGAUAAGGCCACAAGGAGCUGCAUAAAGGAUCGCAAACAAAUGGAUGAACAUGCUCCUGUUCACCUGCAUGUCCAGGGAAUUUAUCACAAGCAAACAGUUUGGAGACAAACCGUUUAUUUUCAAGUUUAACUAGCACGUCAUGUAGCCUGUAGAAAAUGCCAUAGUGUUUUUUUUAAUUUAUCUUCAAAGUAAAAUAUUUAUUUUUGUAGAUCAUCAAAAAGUAUUAGUUUUUAACAGUUCGUUUUGUGUGUGUGUGUACUUGUUUUUGUUUUAUUAUUGUAUUAUUCUUUUGAUCUGUUAUCUCAUCUGCUGUUGAAACACUUGAAUGAUGCUUGUGCCCACACUGUAUUUCGCUGUAUUUAUGUAGUACACUAUUUAAACUGUAGUUGUUUUCAGGUGGCAUCUAAGAGAAAUUCAGUCAGUACUUUAUAUUUUAAUCUGUAGUUGACCUUAUAUUUAAACACAAUGGAUCGACUUGGCAGCAAACUGAAGCAAAAGCUCAAACUGAGUGACUCGGGAAGUGUCAAAUUCAGCAAAAAGAAAAAUGACUUGGCCAAUGCAAAUAACAACAGUAAUAGCAACAAUGCCAAUAAUGGAACGGUGACACAGAGCAGCGCACCCACGAGCACGUCUCAGUUCCCACUCUCCGGUUCCACCUCUGUAGAGGUGUGUGGUCAGUCAGCCGGAAGACCUGGCAAAGUGGGCACUUCUCAGAGAAUCAUCCCCUCGAAUACCACCUCAGCUACGGUACCUGAGGAUUGUGGGCCUGGGAUCGAACAUCACCCGUCUACUCUUGCCCCUCUGCGGCGCCGGUCGCCCCAACAACGAGUGUCGUGCUACUUGCCUGAAACAGUGGAACGGGGUGACUCGCCCAGAGGCGAAGGUGACCCACAGGGGGCAUACAGCCCAAAUUCUCGUGUGGCCUUGAAGCAGCGGCGUUAUUCUCUGGAGCUCCAGCAGCUUGUUCGCCGCCAGCAGCUUCUCGCCCAGCCUCCUCCAUUGUCGUCUGUACCACCUCCGUACCCGACGCACAGCUCGGCUGCUCGUUCAUCUGCCAUGGAGUCCAGCUUCCUCCACGAUUUAGAGCGUCACAAGCGCUUAUCCUUGCAGGAAGCUCUGUUCUACAAGCGUUUGAGCUCAGGUGGUGAACCUUGGGACAGCGGGCGCCCCGCUUCCCUCUCUCAUCCACCGCAGAGGACCCAUGACAGCGGCAUAGGGGGGUUCUUCUACCCUCCUGCACCAGCGUUGAGCCCUUGCUCUUCUUUCAGCUUACAAGAGUCCGUGUUGGCAAGCCCUCGUUCCAGUUUUGCGAGCAGUACCGCAAGUGGAGGAGGCGGAGGUGGUGGGAGUCCCAUGGGAAGUCGGUGCAGCAGUAACCGGACCAGCGGCAUUAGUUUGGGCUACGACACUCGGCAUACACCUGGGCCUGCCCAGCAGCUACAGCUCUGCUCGACCCAACUCGGUGGCAGCACCUUUGGUCAGGUUUACCCUGUACAGGUGUCAGGGCAAACAGGCAUGCCCCCUAUGGAGGUUUGGAGGGACUGUCUUGAAGGGGUUUCGGGAGUUGGAGGAAGUGUGCAAGACAGCCGACACUCAUAUCCGCCUGCGGUAAGCACACACACUGUCACCUUCCACCGAGCAGAACCAGAAUGGGGUCCCACUGACCAGCGGGGAUCAAGAGGUGAUGGCGUUGGCGAGAGGGCGCGACACUCCGACUUGCUAGGAACCCGAUACCAGCAGGAGCUCACCCGCCUGCUAUUGAGAGAUGCUGCCCUGGAAGGAGAAGCAUUACUUGGGGGUCUGACAUUAAAAGAACAGCCUGUGCCUACCACCAUCAUAUCCAGCUCUGUAUCAACUUCAGCCCCAGUCGGAGCUCCAGGGAAAUCCCUGGAAGAACAGUCAUCUGGAAGAGAUUCUGUGUCAUCUGUGGACAGACAGGAGUACUUCGGUACAUGUGUGAAGUGUAGUAAAGGUGUAUAUGGUGCAGAUAAUGCUUGCCAGGCUCUGGACAGCCUCUAUCACACCCGCUGCUUCACAUGUGUUUCCUGCGGCCGAACUCUCCGCAACAAGGACUUUUACAAUGUCAGUGGCUCGGUUUACUGUAAGGAGGAUUACAUGUUUUCAGGCUUCCAGGAGGCAGCUGAAAAGUGCAGUGUUUGUGGUCACCUCAUCUUGGAUCAGAUCCUGCAGGCUCUUGGGAACUCUUAUCACCCGGGAUGUUUCCGCUGUACGGUCUGCUCAAAGGCUUUGGACGGGGUGCCAUUCACAGUAGACUACCUCAACAAUGUCUACUGCGUCUCUGACUACAACAGGACAUUUGCUCCCAAAUGCGCUGCCUGCUUACAGCCCAUCUUACCUGCUGAGGGCAGUGAAGAAAUUCUCAGGGUGGUGUCAAUGAACAAAGAUUAUCACUUUGAGUGUUAUCACUGUGAGGAGUGUGGGAAGCAGCUCUCUGAUGAGCCUGGAUCUCAAUGCUUUCCUCUGGAUUCCCACCUCCUCUGCCACUCUUGCCACAUGACCAGAGUGUGCGUCACACAUAACCUUCCCCCUCGCAACACACACUGAAAUGAGAACUAAUGUGCCUGAACAACUACUUUGUACUCUCAUAUGCACACUAGUGACCACUUUAAAUUGUUAUCUUUCUAAUGUCUGUCUCUACUAUGCCAGCUCUAUUUUUUUAAGAUAGCAAGCGGGGAGAAGACACAUGAGUCUGGAGGUCAUUGUACAUUUCAAAAGCAAAUCCCGGUACUGGUACAAACUUUAUCUCCCCCUAGUGGCUGGGAAAUGCAGCAACUGAAUCCUGCUGAAGAGAAUUUCUGUACAAGUUCUCGGAGUUUAAAAUUAUUGUUACCUGCUUAUUUCAUUGCUCUUGGGAGUUUUUUCACAGAACAGUGUUUUGCUCCCAUAUCUACUG
Carassius gibelio (silver crucian carp) is the source of this 4196-nucleotide messenger RNA. RefSeq names its product LIM domain-containing protein ajuba. Gene Ontology annotation, cellular component: adherens junction; transcription regulator complex; nucleus. The record is from RefSeq and is a predicted model, not a curated record. Gene Ontology annotation, molecular function: transcription corepressor activity. The coding region runs from base 1748 to 3847 and encodes 699 amino acids. Gene Ontology annotation, biological process: cytoskeleton organization; positive regulation of miRNA-mediated gene silencing; regulation of DNA-templated transcription. Lineage: Eukaryota; Metazoa; Chordata; Actinopteri; Cypriniformes; Cyprinidae. The transcript has 8 exons.